UCAUCAGCCCCACUGGAAGGGAGCCUCCAACAGAAGUUAUGUCUACCAGGAGAAGAAGAAAAAAAUCGCUGCACCCCCACCAAGGACACUGAGUGUCAGUGCAAACCUGGCACUUUCCGUGGAGAAGAUGCACCUGAAUUCUGUCAAAAAUGCAGCACCGGGUGCCCUGAUGGGAAGGUCAUGGUCACGCACUGUAACCCCUGGAGCAACAUCAAGUGUGUGGACCAGGAAUCAGGUACCCUGGCCCAUGGGGAGGCCCCAGUUCCUGGAGAGCUAGGAACUCCCUCCCCCUCCUCAGGCACUUCAAGGCUGGUGAUUGGAAUUGUAUCUGGAAUCACCAUUGUCCUAGUCGGAUGUGUGGUAUGGUGCUUCUUUAACGGAAGAGAAGCUGACAGGAUAACGCCCAGUCCCGAGAUGCAGCAGGCAGGCUGUCUGUUGGAACCAGCAGCACCUGAAGGAUCUCAGCGGAGAAGAUGGCUGCUGUUCCAACAGAUGCACUCAAA
Messenger RNA from Capra hircus (goat), 503 nucleotides. RefSeq names its product tumor necrosis factor receptor superfamily member 10B-like. The annotation marks the transcript as partial. The transcript has 5 exons. The record is from RefSeq and is a predicted model, not a curated record. Lineage: Eukaryota; Metazoa; Chordata; Mammalia; Artiodactyla; Bovidae.